CAACCAGGGAGCCCGAAGGCGGGCGCAGCCUCGGAGGGACCGGCGCCUCGGGUGUCUCGCUGCCAGGAAGCUCGUGGGAGAGGCGCGAGCCAAGCCUAGGAAGUCGGCGUCCGCCGACAGAGGGACAGGUCAGGCGCAUGAACUGCACCCCACGCUGCUGCUUCGCCCCACCUAACCGUUAGGUGCUCUGAGGGCCAUGGCUGAGGUGCACGUCAUCGGGCAGAUCAUGGGGGCCACCGGUUUCUCGGAAAGUAGCCUCUUCUGCAAGUGGGGCGUCCACACAGGGGCAGCGUGGAAGCUCCUGUCUGGCGUGCGGGAGGGCCAGACACAGGUGGACACCCCCCAAGUAGGGGACAUGGCCUACUGGUCCCACCCCAUCGACCUGCACUUCGCCACCAAAGGCCUCCAAGGCUGGCCCCGGCUCCAUCUCCAGGUGUGGUCGCAGGACAGCUUCGGCCGCUGCCAGCUGGCGGGCUACGGCUUUUGCCACGUGCCCAGCAGCCCGGGCACCCACCGGCUGGACUGCCCCACGUGGCGGCCCCUGGGCAGCUGGCGGGAGCAGCUGGCUCGGGCCUUCGUGGGUGGCGGCCCUCAGCUGCUGCACGGGGAUGCCAUCUACAGCGGCGCCGACCGCUACCGGCUGCACACGGCGGCCGGAGGCUUGGUCCACCUGGAGCUGGGGCUGCUGCUGCGCCACUUCGACCGCUACGGGGUGGAGUGCUGACCCUGCCUGCGCUGGCGCCCGUCCACACCCCUGCCCACCUGCUGGGAGGGGGCUGGUGGGAUUGCCGUGGUCAGAAGCGGGGGCUCUGGACACUGUCGGGUCUGACCCCAGCCAGUACGGCAGUGGCUUCUGUCCCCACUAGCACCUCCAGCCCGGUGGCCACCCCCUCAGAUCCAGUUUCCUUGUCUGUAAAAUGGGGACAGUGAGUGUGCAGGGUGGCGGGGGUCAGGUGAGAAGAGGCUGGUUUGCCCUGCAAAUGCUCAAUAAAGGAGAGCGGCUCUUA
Molecule: messenger RNA, 1007 nt
Organism: Nyctereutes procyonoides (raccoon dog)
Lineage: Eukaryota; Metazoa; Chordata; Mammalia; Carnivora; Canidae
Gene: B9D2
Product: B9 domain containing 2
Exons: 4
Coding region: 197-724 (175 amino acids)
Biological process (GO): cilium assembly
Cellular component (GO): MKS complex
Source: RefSeq, a predicted model, not a curated record